Molecule: messenger RNA, 1878 nt
Organism: Cladophialophora yegresii CBS 114405
Lineage: Eukaryota; Fungi; Ascomycota; Eurotiomycetes; Chaetothyriales; Herpotrichiellaceae
Product: protein phosphatase 2 (formerly 2A), regulatory subunit A
Exons: 5
Coding region: 1-1878 (625 amino acids)
Biological process (GO): protein dephosphorylation
Cellular component (GO): protein phosphatase type 2A complex; cytoplasm
Molecular function (GO): protein phosphatase regulator activity
Source: RefSeq, a predicted model, not a curated record
AUGGAGGGUCAAGGCAAUGGCGAUGAGCUCUAUCCCAUCGCCGUCCUGAUCGACGAGUUGAAGCACGACGACGUCCUUCUGCGCCUCAAUGCGAUCCAUCGACUGUCUACGAUUGCACUUGCUCUCGGGCCCGAGCGGACGAGAGACGAACUGAUACCCUUCCUCGACGACUCGGUUGAAGACGAAGAUGAAGUCCUCACAGCACUGGCAGAUGAGCUAGGAAACUUCAUCGAAUACGUAGGAGGUCCCGAAUAUGGUCACGUGCUCCUUGCGCCGCUGGAGAACCUGGCUGCCAUCGAGGAGCCUUUGGUGCGAGACAAGGCCGUCGAAUCUCUCAACAAGAUCUGCGCCGAGCUCUCUGAGCGACAAGUGGAAGAGUACUUCAUCCCUCUUACUAUCCGCCUCUCGAAAGCCGACUGGUUCACAUCCAAGAUAUCCGCGACUGGUCUCUACGUUGCGCCUUACAAAAAAGCCUCCCAAACAUCACAGCAAGGCCUUCGGACUCAGUUCGGCCAUCUCGUCCACGAUGAGACACCCAUGGUGCGCCGACAAGCCGCGAACAACCUGGCGAAGUUCGUCAAGGAGGUUCCAGUCUCUACCGUCAUUGAUGAGAUGAUCCCCCUGUUCCAACAUCUGGCCAGUGACGAUCAAGACAGUGUCCGGUUGCUUACUGUCGAAGUCCUUAUCUCGAUCGCCGAAGUCAUACCCAAGGAGCAGCAGCCCAGCCAUGGUGUGUUACUGACUGCGCUAAGAAGUCUAUUCGAAGAUAAGAGCUGGAGAGUCCGCUACAUGGUCGCAGAGAAAUUCGAGAAGAUCGCGAAAGCCGUGAACGAGGAGGUGGUCACUAGAGACCUGGUUCCAGCCUUCGUCAAGUUGCUCAAGGACAGCGAAGCAGAAGUCAGAACAGCAAUCGCUAGCCAGAUCCCCGGCUUCUGCGGCCUGCUUGACCGCGAAACCCUUCUUAAUGAGAUCAUGACCAGCAUCGAAGAUCUUGUCUCCGACCCGAACCAGCACGUCCGCGCUGCUCUAGGAACGCAACUCAGCGGACUGGCUCCGAUUCUUGGCAAGGAAGAAACCAUCUCACAUCUACUUCCAAUGUUCCUGCAGAUGCUCAAGGAUGAGUUCCCCGAUGUCAGACUACACAUCAUCUCCAAACUGGAACUAGUCAACAAUGUUAUUGGUAUUGACCUCCUGUCCCAGUCGCUCCUCCCAGCCAUCGUCCAGUUGGCAGAGGACAAGCAAUGGCGCGUUCGCCUGGCAAUUAUCGAAUACAUACCCCUCCUGGCCAAACAGCUCGGCAUGAAAUUCUUUGACGAACAGCUAAGUUCAUUGUGCAUGGGCUGGCUGGGCGAUACAGUCUUCUCAAUUAGAGAUGCGGCGACCCAGAACUUGAAGAAGCUCACCGAAGUGUUCGGCGUGGAAUGGGCAAACCGUUCCAUCAUUCCCAAGGUCACCGCAAUGAGUCAGCAGCAGAAUUAUUUGUACCGCAUGACGACUUGUUUUGCCAUAACGAUUCUCGCGCCUGUCAUUACUCUCGACAUCAUCGCUGACAGCGUUCUCCCGAUGAUGGACCGCCUCGUCUCUGAUCCGAUCCCGAAUAUUCGUUUCAACGUGGCCAAAUCGUACGCCGUCCUCAUCAACACGCUCCGCCGCUUGCCAGCCGAAGGUACCUUGCAGCAACUCGAACAAAAUCCCAGCUCCGCAGCACAACCCAGCCCCAAAGGACAGGAAUUGGUUGAUGGCCAAAUCAUGACGAAUCUCGAGAAACUGCAGCAUGACGAAGAUGUUGAUGUUCGGUAUUUUGCAACUAUUGCUGCUGGCGGCACGACGAAUGUGUAUGCUCAACAGCAAGGCGAGAGGAUGGAUACCGGACAGUAG